Periophthalmus magnuspinnatus is the source of this 4169-nucleotide messenger RNA. RefSeq names its product oxysterol-binding protein 1-like. The record is from RefSeq and is a predicted model, not a curated record. The coding region runs from base 414 to 2708 and encodes 764 amino acids. The transcript is spliced from 16 exons. Lineage: Eukaryota; Metazoa; Chordata; Actinopteri; Gobiiformes; Gobiidae. Gene Ontology annotation, molecular function: sterol binding. Gene Ontology annotation, cellular component: cytosol; intracellular membrane-bounded organelle; membrane.
ACGGUCAGAGGAGAAAUGAAAACGUCUCGCUCAGUGUUUCCAGCCGACAGCAAAUAGCGCUGCGCCGGGUGUAACCGAGCAGCGUUAGCAUCAUUAGCCUGACAUGUAGCUAGUUAGCUUUAAGCGUACGCAGCUGUAGAAUGAAGACCACACACUGGACUAUCACAGAGCAUGCAUGAGGCGUGUUGGUGUCAUAUUCAUUUACAAAUAUUGCAUGCUUUUAACCGAUGUCCUGGUUUUGUUUGUCUUGUCGGGCAGAUCUACACCUCGGUUAGCCUGUUAGCCUGUUAGCUGUUAGCCCGUUAGCUGUUAGCUCCUGCGCUGCACAGUGGCGUAUGGGUGUCAGAGUUAGCAGUGACUUCACCGGUGUCUGACUGCCUGGCUCUACAUUUUGGACACGUCAAGGGGCUGCAAUGUCCGAUUCCAAAGCCCCCACUCCGACUCCUGCUGGUGACACGUACAAAGGAUGGGUUUUCAAGUGGACAAAUUACAUCAAGGGUUAUCAGAGACGAUGGUUUGUCCUGAGCAAUGGCUUGUUGUCGUACUACAGGACACAGGCAGAGAUGGGGCACACAUGUAGGGGCACAAUCAAUCUGGCCACUGCAACAAUAACUGUGGAUGACGCCUGUAACUUUGUCAUCUCCAACGGCGGGGCCCAAACUUACCAUCUCAAAGCCAGCUGCGAGGUGGAGCGACAACGAUGGAUCACGGCGCUGGAGCUGGCCAAAGCCAAGGCCGCACAUUUACAGCAAGAGUCUGACGACUCCGGGGACGACUUUCCCCCGUCCUCUCACCCAGCGCUCCCGGGACAGGGAGGAGGGUCACAGAACUCUGAGGUCCAGUCUGCUCUGAGGACGCUGGGAAGCAAAGUGGAGGAUCUGAGCACCUGCAACGACCUGAUUUCAAAACACGGAUCUGCCCUCCAGAGAUCAUUGUCAGAACUCGAUAGCUUGCGUUUGACAGGAGAGGCCGGAGACAAGAUUCGGCAGGUGACAGAAAGAGCCACGUUGUUCCGAAUCACCUCAAACGCAAUGAUAAAUGCGUGCAGAGACUUCCUUGCACUGGCGCAGGCUCACAGCAAAAAGUGGCAGAAGGCGCUGCAAGCCGAGCGGGAACAGCGCGUGCGACUGGAGGAGACCUUGGAGACGUUGGCGAAACAACAUAAUCAUUUAGAGCGUGCGUUCAGAGGAGCAGCGCAGGCCAACGCCACUGCAGACAACAAAAGUUCAGCUGGACCUGGGCCGGGGAAAGGUGAAGCCAGCGAUGAAGAUGAUGAUAAUGAGUUUUUCGACGCCAUGGAGGAAGCGCCGGAGUUUAUCACAGUACCAGCCGACCCCCACUUCCACAAAAGAUCGAGCAGCACGGCGAGCGGCUUCAACAGUGAAAUGUGCGGAGACGAUCAGUCGCUGAACGAGGAGCCGUUAACGAUGAGCCAGGAGCCGUCUCAGGAGCUGGUGCCACUGAAGAAGAGAAGGACCCGCAUCCCCGACAAACCAAACUACUCCCUCAACCUCUGGAGCAUCAUGAAAAACUGCAUUGGCAAAGAACUCUCUAAAAUUCCUAUGCCUGUCAAUUUCAACGAGCCGAUUUCCAUGUUGCAACGGUUGUCAGAGGAUCUCGAGUACUACGAACUGCUGGACAAAGCCGCAAAGUGCCACAGUUCCUUGGAGCAGAUGUGUUACGUCGCAGCCUUCUCCGUGUCCUCGUACUCGACCACCGUUCACCGCACAGGAAAGCCCUUCAACCCGCUGCUGGGAGAGACCUACGAGCUGGACCGCAGGAGAGAGUACGGGUAUCGCUCUCUUUGUGAACAGGUGAGCCACCACCCGCCUGCAGCCGCUCACCACGCCAUUUCUGACCGCGGCUGGACACUGAGGCAGGAGAUCACAGUGGCCAGCAAGUUCAGGGGCAAAUACCUGUCCAUUAUGCCUCUAGGAACCAUCCACGCCAUUUUCGAAAAGGGACAGAGUCACUACACGUGGAAAAAAGUGACCACGACCGUGCAUAACAUUAUCGUAGGAAAACUAUGGAUCGACCAGUCCGGAGAAAUCGAUGUAGUAAAUCACACAACUGGAGACCGGUGCCAUCUUAAGUUUGCUCCUUACAGCUACUUCUCCAGAGAUGUGGCUCGAAAGGUAACAGGGGUGGUGAUGGACAAAGACGGAAAGGCUCACUACGUUCUGUCCGGGACCUGGGAUGAGAAGAUGGAGCUCUCCAGAGUGAUGCAGAGCAGCCGCGGGGGAGAGAACGGAGCCGAGGGCAAACAGAAAACUGUCUAUCAAACUCUGAAAGCACGAGAAAUUUGGAGGAGGAACCCUUUGCCUGAGGGAGCAGAGACCAUGUACUACUUCACCUCUCUGGCGCUCACACUGAACGAGAUGGAGGACGGAGUGGCUCCCACCGACAGCCGCCGCCGCCCUGACCAGCGCCUGAUGGAGGACGGCCGCUGGGACGAAGCCAACGCCGAGAAACAGAGGCUGGAGGAAAAACAGCGCAGCGCCCGCCGUGAAAGAGAGAGGGAGGCGGUGAGCCAGCGCACAGCCAGCCAAUCAGACGAGGGGGAGCACGCCCCUCACGACAACUACAACGCACUUUGGUUUGACCGAUGCAACGAUCCGAUUAACGGAGAGCCGGUUCACAUCUACAAAGGAGGAUACUGGGAGUCGAAGGAGCGCGGGAGCUGGGAGGGAUGCCCCGAUAUAUUUUGACCUUAGUCGCUUUAAGUGCCCACGAGAGACUGGACAUCGAGGCUACGAUACAGCUCCCCGGGGCGGCCAUCUUGGGAUAAACCUAUAGGCUGUUUUAACUGCGAGCCUCUCAUCUCCUGCAUACUUCUUCCACAGUGUCUUAUCUCCUCCUCCUUUUUGCUGCUGCACAUCAGAGAACCUGUCAAACUGAUCUUUUUUUUUUUUUUUUCUGGAACUAUGGCGAGAACGCGGUUUCAAAUUCUCUCUUGAUCUUUGCUCACUUUUCCCAGAUGAAGAGCAGAACUGUGUGUUUCUUCGCUGUUGUGAGUCCGUGUAUCGACCCUCACCGUGUUCGUUUUGUUUGUUCUUAUGUUGAUAAUAAUUAUGACAAAUGGAUUUAUAUUGUAAUUCUAUCUGGAGUAUAGAGUCCCACUUCAGUAAAAGAGAUUAUGGUUCAAGUCAUUUCUGUUUAAAAAAAACAACACAUAAACGUGCAAACAGAAUGAAAUUAUAAGCGUUUUUAAAGUUCUAAUCAAGUUACAAAUUAAUUAUGUUUUAUUUGGAAGGUGAAUUUUGGCUAAACUAAAUACAAAAUUAACUUAAAUAUUUCCGUGUGUGUGCUAAACCUUUAUAAUAUGGGAUCCAAAAAGGCUACACGUUCCAUUAGCGACUGAACUUCUCCACUUUAUAUCAACGUUUCCGAGACACAGCUCCCCAGAUUAAUCUCUUUGUUGACGUGGGACGCUAUUAUAACAACACAUGGAAUUGUCAACCAGUGGCCUUCGAGACGUUAGCAAAGCCGUAAUGUUGAUCUUUUGAUUUUGUGUCUUAACUUGAUGACCUGAAGGUUGGACAAGUUCGUUUGGAGCAUAUCCGAGCUUCCGUAACUUUACCGUCGGAGUUGGUUGUGUUUUUUUUAAAUCUAUUUUCCAGCUGGUUGACCUUCACUCGUUUGUGUUUUACUACGUUAUAACUUGUUUUAUCAAGCCUUUUCUUUGCCUUAGCAACGAGAUUGACACAAAAGGCAGUUUUAUCUGACAUCACACGUGUACAUUGUGAAGAAAAAGAUAGGAAAAAACUCACAUUAGUGCAAUUUUUAGAUGCUACUCAUGAACCGAUGGGAGAGGUUACACUUUUUGUGAAAUAAUCGCUCUGGCUUUUACAGUUUGGGGGCGUGAUUUUUGCUGUCCACUAACAUGCAAAACGAUUGUCACACCACAGAAACUUUUGAGUUAUGCAAGUACAUUUUGACACCAAAUAGGAGGCGUGGAUGAGCGUGUGCGUGUGCGUGUGUCGGAGUUUUGUUUGUAAGUGUACUUAAAAUGAAGAAUAAAUAAAAAAUAUUAAGAACAUUCUAGAUAUGUAUGGGUUAUGCGUAGAAACGUGUACAAUUUUUCACUCUCAGGUCAUUCGUUGAGUUACAAAGGGACAUGCAGUAUCAACUUGAUUAUAAUAAAAGCGGUUGUUGUCUGAAGCUUUGAG